This is a messenger RNA of Paramormyrops kingsleyae, 2607 nucleotides long. It is a transcript of the gene sigirr, whose product is annotated as single immunoglobulin and toll-interleukin 1 receptor (TIR) domain. The record is from RefSeq and is a predicted model, not a curated record. Lineage: Eukaryota; Metazoa; Chordata; Actinopteri; Osteoglossiformes; Mormyridae. Gene Ontology annotation, biological process: signal transduction.
AGCACGAGAGCCUUUACCGCGCGUACUACACACCUGGGCAGGUGCGCGUCCCUAUCACGUGACCCGGGCAGGUGUCCCCGUCACGUGCCUCGUUUCACUUUCCCCUUGAGCUUUGGGUCUACGCGGAUGAUAGUGAUCGGUGCUGGCUUGCGGAAAACGAGAGAGCUGCAGGUCUGAUCCUUUUAAAACUUGCCCUCAUACUUUAUAAGUUCCGGAUCAUAAAGGUGACGAUGAGAAGGACUCUGGCGCCGCUUCUGCUCCUGACGCAUAUCUUGUGGGGAAACGUUUCUGGAAACCCUGCAGAGUCCGCAUGCUCCCAGCCCCCUGUGUUUGUGCCCGCCGACGACAAUCGACAAUCGACAUUGGGCUCCACCGUGACCCUUAACUGCACUGCUCUGCUACCGUGGGACCCCCAGGAGCCACAAUGUGACUCCACCUUGCACUGGAUCAGAGAUGGGAGUCUUCUGUCCAACCUCACCAAGCAGCAGAACCUCUCAGAGUUCCUCCACAACACAUCGCAGAAGGUGGUGAACAGCCUGCUGGAGCUCACGCUCCGUGAGCCAUCUGACUUCGGCUUGUACAUCUGCACCGUGAGGAACAUCUCAGCCCAAUUCCAGCUCCAGGAAAUGAGAGCUGCCAGUCACAUGGCAGUGGUCAUUGCAGUGAUGGUGCUCCUCGUCAUCCUGGCCUUGGCCAUCUUGAUCUUCUCAAAGUGCCACCUUGACAUCAAGCUCUGGUAUAGGAACACCUAUGGAGACUUUGAGAUGAAUGACGGCAAGUUGUAUGAUGCCUAUGUGUCCUACGCCAACAACGAAAAUGACCGGAAGUUUGUCAACUUCAUCCUAAAGCCACAGUUGGAGAACAAGCAGGGAUAUAAGCUGCACCUGGAUCAUGGGAACAUCUUACCUGGUUCAGAGCCGUCCGCAGAGCUGCUGAUGAACGUUAGCCGCUGCCGGCGCCUCAUCGUGGUGCUGUCCCUGGCAUACCUGGAGCAGGACUGGUGCACAAGCAACCUCCGGGAGGGCCUGUGGCGGCUGCUGGAGCUCUCCCAGAAGCCCAUCCUCAUCACCUGGGAGACACAGAAGCAGCACAUGGGCCCAGACACGCUGCGGCUGCUGCACGACAGCAGGCAGCGGUUCACCAUCCUGACCUGGAGCUCCUACUCCAUGACUCCUUCGUCAGUGUUCUGGAAAGAGCUGUCCCUAGCGCUGCCCCGGAAGAUGGCCUAUCACUGCCCCCCCAUGACGACCCCCCAGACGCUGCUGCAGGAUGACAGGGACCCCAUGCUCUCCCUACACCCAGACUACCUCGACUGCCACCCCGACCCCGACUGUGACCCAUCGGGUGACCUUGGGCUACAACUCCCCGUCUACAAGACCCAGAAAAGCAGAGCUCCCAGCCUGCCGGCUGCCCCACCUCAACUACCCCCAGUGGCAGAAGCAAAGCCCUUCGAUAUAGACGUCUCUGACCUAGGCUCCAGGAACUAUGGUGCCCGUGCUGACUUCUACUGCUUGGUCACUAAGGAAGAUGUCUGAAACCUGACAAGCUGACCUGCCAAACCUGCCCUCGCCUUCAUUUUUCUAACUGUGGUGAGACAAAAAUUGAACUGUCCAGGUAACCACUGGUGUACUUGUACUCCUGCAUUACCCAGUAGAAGAAUUGGGAGAUCAAGGAUUGAUGUUGAGGGAGGGAGUUGUCCCUGGCACCUUUUUCAGACUGGUCCUGAAUCCUCAUCACCAAGUGCUCCGGUCUGAAUGAAAGGCCUUUUUCCAACUCACUUCCAGCACUUAGAGCUCUGAUCUGUGGUGCAUGUGAUGCAGGUGUUUGUCUUCGCACUGCCUUGAUCUUGCACUGGGUGGUGCUAUGGAGCAGAGCAGAGUGUAUGCAGAGUUUAACAUUUAACUCGGUGCUGAAAGGACCUGGAACCUACAAUAAGAUGUGUUUUGUCUGAAGAUGAUUUGAAGAAUGAUUUAAUUUAAUUGAGAAUCUAAUUUAAGUACUGGAAGUAAAAUAAUUUGUAACAUAACUUUUGACAAACUGAAACCCCUUUGGAGAGAUUUUGUGACUAUUUAUGUGUAUAUCAAAUUUUUAAAAUUAUAUUUCAUUAUUGAUUUCUACUUUUAUCUCGUAUUUAAUGAAGAGUUUAAGCACAUAAAAUAACAUUUCUGUUGGUUAAAUGUUAGUGUGUAGUUUUGAAGUGUGGAUAUUUUGCUUGUUGGGAAAAAAACUAAAAAAAAAAUUUUUUUCUUAUGCUUGUUAUAAUGGAAUCUGAGUCAUUUUCAUCAAUUAUGUGUCAACUGGCUUGUAAAUCUAGUGGGGAAAAAAACUGUUUAAGAAGGUCAAUUCCCAGCUUAGGAAGCUGUGGAAAAAUACAUUUCUGUGAAUUUAUGAACCCUGGGAUUUUCAGCAGAUCCACCAAAAGGUUUGAAGACCAUCAGAGCUUUGUCUGAAUCAUAUGUUAUUUUACGAAGUGUAUCAAUAAUCAAAUGUUUUCUAUUUCAGUUAUCAUUUUAGACAGCAGGGGGCAGCAUAAGCAUGUAUUUAAAAGCUUGAUCGUCAAGCUUAAACCUUCACAAAGGGAUAAACUAAAAAAUACUGUCUUCUGUA